Molecule: messenger RNA, 2933 nt
Organism: Pollicipes pollicipes
Lineage: Eukaryota; Metazoa; Arthropoda; Thecostraca; Pollicipedomorpha; Pollicipedidae
Gene: Cul3
Product: cullin 3
Exons: 1
Coding region: 249-2570 (773 amino acids)
Biological process (GO): ubiquitin-dependent protein catabolic process
Cellular component (GO): cullin-RING ubiquitin ligase complex
Molecular function (GO): ubiquitin protein ligase binding
Source: RefSeq, a predicted model, not a curated record
GUUCGUGAGUGCGAGGCAUAGCUGAGGGGUUUGUUCGGUUGGGGCCUGUCGUUCGUUUUCCAGUUGCUUUACUUAGAGUGGCCCGGGUUCCACAAAGUCUUUGUUGUUUCUUAAUUGUUUGUUGCUCCACGAUGAAGAGUACAAGCUGCAGUAUUGGAACGUAAGCGAAUCGCAGCUGGUUCCAUCGAUUUUAUAUGCAUCAAUUUUGUCAACGAUCCAAGGGUGUAAUCACGGACCAGUCGUGAACUAUGCAGCGCGGGCAGCCCAAGAAGGACGCGAAGAUGAGAAUCAGGGCAUUCCCUAUGACGAUGGAUGAGAGGUAUGUGGAGGGAAUCUGGCAUAUCCUGAAGAAUGCCAUCCAAGAGAUCCAGAAGAAAAACAACAGUGGGCUGAGCUUUGAAGAGCUGUACCGCAAUGCCUACACCAUGGUUCUUCACAAGCAUGGUGAACGUCUGUAUACUGGACUGAGAGAUGUGGUGACACAACACCUGGAAACCAAGGUCCGAGGUGACGUACUGAAGUCACUGAACAACAACUUUCUGGCGACACUUAACCAGGCUUGGCAUGACCAUAAAACAUCCAUGAUCAUGAUCAGAGACAUCCUGAUGUACAUGGACAGAGUUUAUGUGCAGCAGAACAAUGUUGACAAUGUGUUCAACUUGGGACUCAUCCUGUUCAGGGAUCAGAUUGUCAGAUAUGGUGGAAUCAGAGACCACCUGAGGGACACACUUCUUGAAAUGGUCAUGAGAGAGAGGAGAGGGGAGGUCAUUGACAAACUUGCUGUGAAGAAUGCAUGCAGCAUGCUGAUGGUUCUUGGUGUAGAAAGCAGGGCUGUAUAUGAGGAGGACUUUGAGAGACCCUUCCUGCAGCAGUCAGCUCAGUUCUACAGGAUGGAAAGCCAAAACUUCCUGGCAGAGAACUCUGCCUCAGCUUACAUCAGGAAAGUGGAGGCACGAAUCAAUGAAGAAGCUGAACGUGCAUCCCACUAUCUGGAUGAAUCAACUGAGGCUCACAUUGUUGAGGUGGUUGAGGAAGAGCUCAUCAAAAAGCACAUGAAGACCAUUGUUGAAAUUGAGAACUCUGGGGUUGUGCACAUGCUGAAGCACCAGAAAACUGAUGACCUGGCAUGCAUGUACAAGCUCCUGUCAAGAGUACAGGAUGGGCUGAAAACACUGGCUGACUGUGUGUCAGCAUACCUUCGGGAACAAGGCAGAGCACUUGUGGCUGAGGAUCCAGCAUAUGGUGGAAAAAAUGCUAUCACCUAUGUGCAGAGCCUGCUGGAUCUGAGGGAUGUGUUUGAUCACUUCCUGAAAAACUCAUUCAACAAAGACAAGAUGGUGAAACAGCGCAUCGCCUCAGACUUUGAGUACUUCCUCAAUCUCAACAACAAGUCCCCAGAGUACCUGUCACUCUUCAUUGAUGACAGGCUUAAGAAGGGUGCCAAGGGUGUCACUGAACAGGAGAUUGAGGCCAUCCUGGACAAGACCAUGGUCAUAUUUCGAUUCCUGCAGGAAAAGGAUGUGUUUGAGCGCUACUACAAGCAGCACCUAGCCAAGAGGCUGUUGCUCAACAAGUCGGCAAGUGAUGACAACGAGAAGAACAUGAUCUCCAAACUCCGCACCGAGUGUGGAUGCCAGUUCACGUCCAAGCUGGAGGGUAUGUUCAAGGACAUCACUGUCUCUAACACCAUCAUGGAAGAGUUCAAGCAGCACGUGCUAUCGGGCAACGCCCACCCGUUCGGCAUGGUUGACCUGACCGUGCGCGUGCUGACGACCGGCUUCUGGCCAACGCACUCCGGUAACAUCAAGGUGGAAAUCCCGCGCAAGCCGGCUGCCGCCUUCGAGACGUUCCGCAAGUUCUAUCUGGCUAAGCACACGGGUCGUCAGCUGACGUUGCAGGCGCAGUUGGGCUCUGCCGAUCUCAACGCCGUGUUUUACGGGCCCUUCAAAUCGGACGACUCGUCGACGGACCUGGCCAUCGCGGGCGCGUCGUCGUCGGCGCUGCUGGCGGCCGGUACGCGCAGCCCGCGCCGCCACAUCAUUCAGGUGUCUACCUUCCAGAUGAGUAUCCUCAUGCUCUUCAACGACCGCGAGCGGCUGACCUACGAGGAGAUCCGCAACGAGACCAACAUCCCCGACAAGGACCUGCUGCGCGCGCUGCAGUCGCUUGCCGUCGGCAAACCGACGCAGCGCAUCCUGGUCAAGCAGCCCAAGACCAAGGAGAUCGAGCCGAGCCACGUCUUCAGCGUCAACGACGCCUUCACGUCCAAGCUGCACCGCGUCAAAAUUCAGCUGGGCGUGGCCAAGGGCGAGUCAGAGCCGGAGCGGCGCGAGACGCGCAGCAAGGUGGACGAGGACCGCAAAUACGAGAUCGAAGCGGCCGUGGUGCGCAUCAUGAAGGCGCGCCGCACGCUGCAGCACAACGUGCUGGUGGCCGAGGUCACUGAGCAGCUCAAGUCGCGCUUCCUGCCGUCGCCGGUCGUCAUCAAGAAGCGCAUCGAAGGCCUCAUCGAGAAGGAGUACCUGGCGCGUACGCAGGAGGACCGCAAAGUGUACACGUACGUGGCUUAGGCGGCGGACGCGCGAGGCUGUGCUGCCGCCGUGGUGCGCGCGUCGUGCAGGUGCCGACGCAGCGGGUCACUGGCGCCAUGCGAGCACGGGACGGCCAGAGUGCGGGAUGAGGUCGUCCUCCACGGGAGCGAGCGCGAACGAAAGUCAAAAUCGCCGCCGCCUACAGCUGAUUGUGCUUCUGUGCCCAAAUUCGAUUGGCGUAAGCUGCACUGGCAUGUGCUUCGUUCCGUCGAAUUCACGUGUUUUUGGGUUGUGAGGCAUUUGACCUUGCGGAACGCCUGCAUGUAAAUAUAUUUCGCGUAACAUAUUAUCCGCGGAUGAGGAAUGGAGUGUGGAUAAUUGAAUAGAUGAAAUUUAUCAGUU